UUUUCAAAACCGGGGGACACCACUGUUAGCAUCCUAACCCUGGAGCCAACGAUGGAAGAUGACGGGAAGAAUCUCACCUGCCGCGCUGAAAACCCGAUUAUCACGAAUAGUGCGUUGGAGGAUAAGUGGCAACUCCACGUUCAUUAUAUGCCCGUUGUUACUCUAAAAAUGGGUUCAACCCUCAACCCAAACGAUAUCAAAGAAGGGGACGAUGUUUAUUUCGAGUGUAAUGUUCGGGCCAAUCCCAAAGCACACAGACUCGUUUGGUACCAUGAUGGUGAGGAAAUCCAUCAUAACGUGAGCGACGGGACGAUUUUGAGCGACCGGAGCCUGGUUCUGCAGGGGGUGAGCCGCCGAUCAGCCGGGCAGUACACCUGCAUGGCCGCCAACUCGGAAGGAAAGGGGAAGAGCGACCCCGUCCAGCUUCAAGUCAUGUAUGCACCGGUGUGUUUAUCGGAGCUGGACGAGCUGGUGGGGGCCGUUCGGGAGGAGACGGUGCAGCUGCGAUGCGAGGUGGACGCGAACCCGGCGUCGGUGCUCUUCACGUGGACGUUCAACAACAGUGGAGACCUCGUCCAGCUGCCCCCGCACAAGUACACAACCGGCACCAACGCCGGCACCGUCUCCCGGCUCAACUACACCCCCGUCUCCGACAUGGACUACGGCACCCUCUCCUGCUGGGGCCGCAACUCCGUCGGCACCCAGGCACUCCCCUGCCUCUUCCAGGUCGUCGCCGCAGGUCGGCCGCUUCCGUUGGUGAACUGCUCGGUGUCGAACCUGACGGUGUCCUACCUGCGGGUGGAGUGCGAGGAGAGCUUCGACGGGGGCCUCCCGCAGUCCUUCCUCAUGGAGGUCCUCAAGCUGCCCAGCCUGGAGCUCCAGUUCAACGUCUCCAGCCCGCGGCCCCAGUUCGACUGGCACGGCGCCGACCUCUUCUCCAGCUACAGGAUCCUCCUCUUCUCCUACAACUCCAAGGGCCGCAGCGAGCCGGUCAUCCUCGAGGCUGUCGCCCUCAAAGGAGUCGCCAAGUUCACCGGUUCCCGCGGGCUGCACAUAAGCUCGGUGCUGGCGGGAUUCGCGACGGUGUGUCUGGCGCUGGUGGUGGUGGCGUGCGCCUUGCUCGUGGCCGCCUACCGCAAGCGAAAAAUGGAGCACGGCUCGCAGGUCAAGCUCGAGCCCGUCAACACCUCCUGCCCAGGGGUCCUCCUCAUCCCCAACAACUCCUGUCAGGAACACAAGUCCGCCGAUGAUAACCCCGAUAUCAUCCCCAAUCAAUAUGAAAAAAGGCCUUUGAAAAGCUUCAUGAAAAUUUACAAAACACCGCCGCAGAAGCGAAAGAAAAAAGACCAGGAAUGCGUGGAGCAAACCAAAGCCGUAGAUGAAAAUUACUCAAAUUUUAGUCAUUCGGUGAUCGUCACAUCGAAGUCUAAUCAAUUUACAAAUUAUGUAUUUAAUAGUAAUUCUAGCUCGAAAUUGAAUCGAUUAGGAAGUCCGGUGAGUCCUGGGGACAUCUCGAACGUGGGAUCGUUUCGAUCCUCGAGCAGUCAGAAGCUGGGCCCCGAAGUCGUGACGGCCACGCACAGACUCCAAGAAAGUUGUAUAUAACUGUCGCCCGACGACCCUUCCUAUCCAAAUUCUUGUACAUUGCCAUAGUAUAUUUUAAUGAUCUUUUUUAGGCUAAUUUCAUUCAGUUGAACCAUGACUCAGGAUUAUCAAGGUCAUGCCUCUCACCGACAUGUUUCCGGAAUGUUUCUGCGACGAAUAUAUGGGGCUGAUACCUCACUGAAAUGUGUUGGAAUGGCAUGGGAAACAUCUAUCGGACGUUUCUGUGAAAGAAAAUUUAGGGGUGACAUAGAGUUGUUUUAGAGACCUUUUCAAAACUGCUUGGACGUAUGAUAUGUUUUCAAGAUGUUUCAUUGGAAUGUUUCAAAGAUAUAUUUUCAGAUCAAUGACACAUUUUAAAAACAUUUUCAAUCCGACUUGUGCUAGCAGGGUCCAUGGUAAAAUCAUUCGGAAAAAUACCGUUUUUCAAAGAUGAAUCUUCUGUGGCGAGAAAUGUUUCCGCGCCGGAAGCGCCACCGUUGUAAUUUGAUUUUUUUGUUGACGAGUCCGUACCGCUGAACUUGAGUCUUUGAGUUAUUAUGUAUAUUAAAGGAAGAGCAGUUAAAUUUGAAGAGUCAAAAGCCUUAGCUAGCACAUACUUCUUCAUAUAAUCUAGCUCUAGCUAUUAUUACAAAACUUUGAAAGCUCGUUUUUUAAAAAAAAAAAAAAAAAUUCUAGACACAUGCUGCUGGACCUGAUGAGUCUUAAAGUGUAGCAUAAAUAUUGCGUUUUUAAAAAUCUCUGAUUUCGGAGCCACAUUUUAGCAGCGCAACAUGGUAGUUUUUUUUUUUACCUUAUGACAGUUUAACGCAUCAGAGGAACACUAUCUUGCCCAAAAGGAGCAUUGCGUCCAUGAAAAAUAAGUUUUCGGUCGAUGAAAUUGAUAUUUAAAUUGGCUUGAUAACCUCAUCCCGUCUCCGUUAGGACUGGUCUCUAUGUUAACAUCGGUCUUCCACGUUCAUCUUUUGGCUUCAUUCUAUUAUUUUUGCAUAGUCCUGGCCUGUCCAACGUGCAGAUUAAAAUUAUAAAUGGCAUACGAUAAACAUGUCCCACAUAUUCUGCGCUGUUUCAAAGCAGGCUAGAAUAGAAUCGAGGAAAACCAGUAAGACAAACAAAUUCAGUUCGAAUGGCGCAAUACACAUUUUGACCUAAAAACCUGAAGUUUUUGGUCAAUUAUACGAGCCUAAUUAUGGCUACCAGUUGUGGCUACCAAUUAUGGUAGAUUGUUUCAAGACUGCGAUAAUUCUCUUUGUACUAAUCUUCUCAUUGGUGAGAAUCACUAAAAUUGUUUACAAUCCGAAAUCAUUUGCAUCCAAUCAUCUCAAUGUAAACAUCCCGAUUUAGUAAAUCAAGUGGUUAAAAGUAUUCCGACUGAAUAAUCUGAGAAUAGUUUUGUACUUUUUGGUAACAUCUAUGCUAAUUUUGAACGGAAUAAUUGAUAUAAUUGACCAAUUUUUUCCCCUACUAUAGGAGCCCACGAUGAAUUUUAUAUUGUCUCCCUGGUGUUGAAAUAAUGCGAAAGAACUGCCUCAUUCCCAUGCGAGCAUAUACUAUUUGACGAUAGUUCUAAGGCCCGAUUCAGGUGAUCGAACAUUCUGCUGUGGUUUGGACAAUUUGUCAAACCACAGCAUUUGAUCAAACUGGCUUUAUUUGAGCUAAGUCCUGCUCAUCAAACAAGUUUUUGAAAUGUCUGUAGUUUCAUUCGCAAUUUUGGUGUUUGGAAACUCUUUCACGCAGCCUGAAAUUCUAUUUCUUUUUUUUUUAUGAAUCUAUCACUUAGAAUCCAAUAAUGGUCCUGAUUGUGAGUAAUGGAUAAAUACUCAUUGGUUCAAAUACUACAUUUUUCUCCAAGCUCCCAAGCUUGAAAAUUUCGCUCACUUUUGUUACCAGCCUAAAACAUCAUUGUGUACAUUCACUCAUUUGUAAAAAUCUUUUUCUGUAAAAUUUUUUGUACAAUAAAUUACAAGUUACUUCA
Messenger RNA from Bemisia tabaci, 3577 nucleotides. The record is from RefSeq and is a predicted model, not a curated record. Lineage: Eukaryota; Metazoa; Arthropoda; Insecta; Hemiptera; Aleyrodidae.